AUGAAUGAAGUCCAGCAAGUCGCAGUGAAGUAUUUAAAUCGUAAUAAUGAUAUUGAAGACGUUGAGAGGUUCUUGAAAGAAGGUAUAUUGAUGAAGGAUUUCAACCAUAAUAAUGUGUUAAGUUUACUGGGUGUGUGUAUCGAUGACAGUAAUCGGGUCUGUAUUGUCCUACCUUACAUGGCUUUGGGGGAUCUGAAGUCCUACAUAUCAAAUCCUGAACAAGAACUCACUGUUAGAAAAGUUUUGAAAUACGGGUCACAUGUGGCACAAGGAAUGGCUUACUUGGCGUCUCAGAAGUACGUCCAUCGUGAUUUAGCUGCAAGAAAUUGUAUGCUUGACGAAUCGGAGACUGUGAAAGUUUCAGAUUUCGGUCUUUCGCGUGAUAUUUAUGCACGUGAAUAUUACGUUCUUGGAGACACUAAACAUAGACGAUUGCCAAUACGGUGGAUGGCAGUAGAGAGCAUUAAAUACAAUCGCUACACUACGAAGUCUGAUGUGUGGUCAUUUGGCGUGUUUCUAUGGGAACUGUUGACUAGAGGUGAACUACCAUACUCAAAUAUAAAUAAUAUGUAUAUCCCGAGAUACCUUGAAAAUGGACACAGAUUGCCACAACCACCCUCCGCAAAUAAUGAAAUAUACCAGCUAAUGAUGAAAUGUUGGCAUGGAGACGCAUCAAAUCGACCUACAUUCGACAUAUUGAGUAAAGAGUUGCAGGCUGUUUUGAAAAAAUGUGACAAUAUGAGUGAUGGGGAUGAAAACGACUAUUUAUAUCCAAUUCAGACUAUAUAA
Saccoglossus kowalevskii is the source of this 789-nucleotide messenger RNA. Its product is annotated as hepatocyte growth factor receptor-like. Lineage: Eukaryota; Metazoa; Hemichordata; Enteropneusta; Harrimaniidae. The record is from RefSeq and is a predicted model, not a curated record.